AAAAAAAAAUCGCUAGAAACUAGCCUAUUGACUAAUAUUCCCAAUUGCGACCAGAGAGACGUAUCUCCCUCAAAUCGCAAGUUUCUGCUGAUAAUUUGUUGGUCGGGCAAUGGGGGCGAGGAAGGAUUUCGGGGUUUCAGUGUGUAUUUGUGCGAUUGUUUUGGUUUUUUGUCCAAUUGCCGGCAAUUCCGCGAGAUCGGAGGACGAUAUUAGGGAAAAAUUCUACGGGAAUCUGAUCAAUACCUCAACCACCGACAAUGACGAGGGGAGCAUCGCCAAGAUGUUCGAUCGCGUGUUGGAGAAAGAGUUCUCCGAAAAUGAUCAGUCCGAAGGCUCCGAUGGAAGCAGCUUCAACAGCAGUGUGGCUGAUCAACAGGCUGAACUAGAGACUGUUGCGAAAAUCUCACAUGACAAGAUGAAGAAGAAUGAUACUAAAGAGGCUAAUAAUACAAAACACUUCCAGUUACAAGAUGUGUUUGCUCUUGAAAACGAUGAUUCAGAAGACAUAGAGACUCUAAUAGAUAAAAAGGACAAUGUAUUCGUAAUGUCAAAGAAGAAAUCAAAAUAUCCAGUGCUUCAGGUGGAUUUUAGGCUAAUUUCAGACUUGGUAGUUCUGAUAGUUUCUGCUGCCAUUGCUGGAAUCAUCUUUUCCUGUUUAGGGCAACCGGUUAUCGUUGGGUAUCUCCUUGCCGGUUCACUUAUUGGACCAGGCGGUUUAAAAUUUAUCAAUGAGAUGGUACAGGUUGAGACUGUUGCUCAGUUUGGUGUUGUUUUUCUUCUAUUUGCUUUGGGUCUGGAAUUCUCUUUAUCAAAGCUUAAAGCUGUGGGCCCUGUUGCUAUUCUUGGUGGAUUGCUUCAAAUAUUCAUUCUUAUUUUCUUGUGUGGCAUAGUUGCCGGGUUAUGUGGAGCAAAGUUGUCAGAAGGCGUUUUCGUUGGUUGCUUUCUCUCAAUGUCAUCAACUGCAAUUGUAGUGAAAUUUUUGGUUGAGCAGAACAUAAACAAUUCUCUUCAUGGUCAAGUAACUAUUGGAACGCUAAUUUUUCAGGAUUGUGCUGUGGGCUUGUUAUUUGCUCUGCUUCCUGUCCUUGGAGGUAACAGUGGCUUUUUGCAAGGAAUUUCCUCCAUGGGAAAAUUAUUGUUCACUCUAUCCGUCUACCUUGGAAUGGUUUCUGCGCUGACUUGGUCUUUUGUUCCCUGGUUUUUAAAGUUGAUGAUGCAAUUAUCAUCCCAAACGAAUGAGCUUUAUCAACUGGCUGCAGUGGCAUUCUGUCUGUUGUCAGCUUGGUGCAGUGAUAAACUAGGCCUAAGUCUCGAAUUGGGUUCCUUUGUUGCUGGGCUCAUGAUCUCCACCACCGAGUUUGCUCAGCAUACCUUAAAAGAGGUUGAACCAAUCCGCAACUUCUUUGCUGCCCUAUUCCUGUCCAGUAUUGGAAUGCUCAUUAACGUUCAGUUUCUCUGGACUCACGUGGAUAUAUUGCUCGCCUCGGUAAUUCUGGUUGUUGUUGUGAAGACAGCAAUCGCUGCCGGUAUUACCAAGGCCUUUGGAUACAGCCUCAGGACAUCGACUAUUGUUGGAAUAUCAUUGGCGCAAAUUGGAGAAUUCGCCUUUGUUCUUUUGAGCCGAGCAACAAAUUUGCAUCUUAUUGAGGGCAAGAUGUAUCUCCUCCUCCUCGGAACAACAGCAUUUAGUCUUGUCACAACUCCGGUCGUGUUCAAAUUAAUACCUGCUAUACUACACCUCGGCGUUCUCAUGCACUGGUUGCCCUCCGAGAAUGGAAACAACUCUACAGAGAAAGUUCCCAUGGUUCAGAUCACAUGACAGAAGAUGAAAGACAAACAUUUCCCACUCGCUCGGCUCUAAAUUUUGCUGAAGCAGACACAAAUACGGUAAGUAAAUUGUUGGUUACUUAGAACAUAGAUUCCAUAGCUUUAUUAUGUGGUUAGAAGGAGCCUGCCAAUACAUCAUAUACAAAGAACCUCACUCCACACAACAAAGGGCACAAUUUACAUUCAUUUUGUACAUAAUUCUUGUUCUUCAAUUACUACAAAGGUCAUGUUUCCUUG
Messenger RNA from Andrographis paniculata, 2064 nucleotides. RefSeq names its product K(+) efflux antiporter 5. Bases 110 to 1819 code for a protein of 569 amino acids. NCBI's taxonomy places the organism in Eukaryota, Viridiplantae, Streptophyta, Magnoliopsida, Lamiales, Acanthaceae. Gene Ontology annotation, molecular function: potassium:proton antiporter activity. The transcript has 20 exons. Gene Ontology annotation, cellular component: membrane. Gene Ontology annotation, biological process: potassium ion transmembrane transport; proton transmembrane transport. The record is from RefSeq and is a predicted model, not a curated record.